AUGAUUAUUGGUAGAAAUAGAUUAAAUUAUGUAGAUAUAACUAAGAUUGCUACCUAAUGUCGUUAAUCACAUCAGAAAGAAUGUCUUAAGAGUAAAGGGAAAAAUAAUUAAAAUGAAGAAGUAACUCAAUAGUAUGGGGAAUGAAGUUAAAUUUUGAGAGGAGAAUCUGUAAAAUAUCUACUUGAAAUCAGAAAAAGGAAUGUUUUGAAGGAAGCAACAAAAUAAAAUGUUAAGUCCAUCUACGUGCUAUAAAACACUCAAGAGAAAGAUAAAAAUGAAAUCAGUAGUUUGAUGAAUUUAUAUUAAUUUCAUGAUAAAAUCAGAGAAGAGAAUGAAUUAUUAUUCAAUAACAAGCAAAAAGUAUUAUUAAUUCAAGGGCUAGCUGAGGCAUGCAAAAGUAAAAGAGCCAAGAAAAUUGAAAAGUUUAUUUGGAAAUUACAUGAUAGAGGAAUCAAUCAUGAAGAUGAUUAUGGGUUUGAAGAUCUCUAAUUUAUAGAAUAAAAAGAUAUUUUGUAAAAAAAAGAAUCCCAAUUUUUAGAAAAAUUUUAUAUUAAUUAAACUCAUAUUAAGAGAAACGACAUUUUUACUAGUAAUAAUUAUGCCUAAUGGUUAGCACCAGAAGAUAAAAACUAAUUUAAAGAAAUCUAACUUCUCAAUUUUGACUAAGUUUAAAAAUAAGAAUAUUUUAAGAAAUUAAGUAUUUAAAGUAUUACAAUGUUGAUUUUUGAUAUAACAGAAUGGUAAGUUUAUCCAUAAAACCAAAACCGAUGGAUAUCAAAAAUUUAGAACUGA
This is a messenger RNA of Paramecium pentaurelia, 792 nucleotides long. NCBI's taxonomy places the organism in Eukaryota, Ciliophora, Oligohymenophorea, Peniculida, Parameciidae. The record is from the annotation of a GenBank genome assembly.